AUGGCGGCGAAAGGUUCAGAUUUCGCUGCUUUUGUAGGUAAUGAAAUUGCGUGCCCUGUUUGUUUGGAGAUAUUUGACGACCCUAAGUGCCUUCCUACCUGUGCACACAAUGUUUGUCUCAAGUGUCUUGGUAAAAUUGUGAGGCAGAAUCCAAGGAGUACCGAAGUGCAAUGUCCUGAAUGUCGCAAGAAGUCUCAGAUUCCUCCUUUGGGAGUAGCUGCUUUUCCUACGAACCAUUUGUUAAAACGGCUGAUUGAGAAUUCUCCUAUCCAGAAAGAAAGACGUGCUUUUGGUGAAGCCGUUCAACGGUGGAGAGAGCAGAUGAAUGAAAUAAGUAAAGACUUUGAGAAACUUAAAGAAGUACACGCUAAAGUGUUCGAGGAAAGCAAGAUUAAAAUGAAGGAUCAGAUAAGAGCUGAGGCAAAACGUUUGGCCAAAAGAAUCGAGACAGAAGAGAAGAAGUUGUUGUCUCAGGUUGAUGCGAGUUUUAAAGAAAUGGCUUCUCAAAGUCCUUUCGAUCUGAAAUGUGCUGAAGUUAAACAGCUGUGUAGGAAAGUGUCAAUCUCUUUGGAUGUUGCGGACAAGACAAAGGAUGAAAAUGAUGUUAAAGAAUUCCAGAGAUCCAAAGGCAGAUGCGAAACUCAGUGUCAAGAUUCACUGCAGAGCUUAAAAGCAGAGGUCACAAAACUUCAGAGUUUGCAUCGAACAAGAGAAGUGAACUUUAUCCCAGCAAAAGUUGACAAAUAUGGUAAAAUCCUGGGAGAAAUUUCCCUUGUUCACCUCCGAUCACCUCAAAGGCGAUAAAUUACUAGCAGUUCACCAUAAUGACAACUUUUUUGUCUCAGAUGGCACAAACACCGUUAAAGUCUUUGAUCAUAAAGGAAAGCCUCUCCGUGAAAUCAAGAAUCUUGGAGACAACAAUGGCCGUUUGGUUUCCAUGGCACUGGAUGCUGUGCAUGACAGCCUUGUAUGUGGCUCUGACAAGAAUUCAGUUAUAGUCGUCAAGUCUGAUGGCAGAGUUAUCUCCACUUUUCCCAUGGGCGGAAGUUUGAAUGCCAUUGCACUGUGCAAAGGGUGUGACAACUUGGUGGCGUGUUUCCACGAGAAGAAAUUUAUUCAGAUUUUGUCCCAUAGAGAGUGAGACUUGAUGAAUCAUGAGAUUAAACAUAGCACUGGUUUAACAUUGAGACAGUUUCCUGACAGUUUAGUUUGGCAGUAAACUUAUGGACACACCAAAGCGGCAGUAAAAUGAUGGCAGUUUAUGGGUGGUUCUGCAAAGGGCAGCAUCUUUAAGUUUAGAGGCGUUAAAAAAUUAAACUUGUACUAGUAGGUCUUGGCCCAAGUUUUGUUCAUUUUAGUCACGGAAUAAUUUUAUUGUAGGUACACUAUUGUACAUCUAUCUAGCUACCCAAAGGAGCAAGUCUUUUAAAUUUAAUGAAUAAUUUUAUUUACAGGUAACCCAAAAACAUUGCCAUUAUUACAUUAUUACAUUGUAUUAUUGUUGUCAGUCGUAAGCAGGAUGGUUAAUGUGGACAUGCAAACAUUGAUUAGUAGUAAACGUUGGACAAGAACAACUAUGGGCAGCUUCAGAAAUACUUUGCCUUGAUUUUCUUUCUUCUCUUCUUUUUGUCUUUUUUUUUGUCUUUUUUUUACAGAUACAAGAAAAAUGAACAAAUGAUUUCAAUUGUUACAAAAUGUAAAUUAUUCUUUGAUAUCCUUCUGACAGCAAUAGUGAGGUUUCUUUGAAGAUUUUUAGAUCAGCUCAAAUGAUUAAGAAAGUGUCUUUUGACAAACGUAGUGUUAGUUUUAAUACUGCAUGUGUAGUCACCAGUUUAUCAUGCAGUAAAUGAUUAUUAAUAAGCCUCCUGUUAUGGGAAAAAGGGGGAGACAUGUAUAUGGCAAUUUAAUCAAGUUUGGGCUUGUUUUUAUAUGAAGGGUGAAUUGGACUUUUAAGAGAAUUGAAUUUUAUAUUCUAUAGUUCAGAGUUUAGAUAUAAAAAAAUAAAUUGAGUAAUAAAUAACGUUGCAGUUAACUGUUAGUAGCAGAACGUUAUUGUAAUCACAAUGAAUAAAACCGGGGUAGGAUCGGAAUACUCGUAAGUCCCAAGUUUUGUUUCUCAGCAAUAGCAUUAUUAUGAAGCGAAAGUCCAUGAGGCAUAUGGCACGCAUAUGCUCCAACUUCCCUACCCCAAUCAGUAAACCCAGACCCCCAUUCCCGUAACCAUAACAACCCAUUGCAAGAGGUAUUUUUAACAUGAUAAAGCACGUGCUUGUAGUGUUAUUUUUUCAUGAAUUGUUCGCUUUUAUCCUUGCUCCGUUUUGUUGUUUGUCUUGAUUGGUGCAAAAACAGCGAACAAUAGCCAGAAAAACAAAGGCUGGUGUGAUAGUUAUGUGAGACUCGAACUUUAUGCUUAAUACCAAACAGUGAAAAAAGAACACGCAAUAGCCAUGCUUUUAAGUAUAGAAUGCCAAAAAUAUCUAAGGACGUCUUUAAGUUUUUCUUCUUUCCUAGAUCAAUAACAGAGUGGUACUCACUGCCCGCUGACUUAGUAAAUUGCAAGUCAUUAUCUGAUUUUAAGUUAAAUUUAGGAAAGCACGUGAAAUAAGUGAAGCAAAUUGUAAUUAUGAAUUGUUGUUUAUUUAUUUUGUUAUUUUGACAUAUUUACUUUUAUUCAACUUAUGCAUAUGUACAUAUAUAUACAUGCAAUAUUUUAUUUUAGCUUUUAUUUACAGUUGAUGUGAUGUCGUACAAGAUUUUAUCAACUUAAUAAAUGUAGAUGUAGAUGAAAGUGUUCAAAAUUUGAAUUUUUCGGCAUCUUGAAAACCAUGGAAGGCCAGAAGAAAGCGUUAACUAAAACAUUUUUAAAUCUAUCAGCAGUGCGACAAAAAAGUUAUUAUGAAGGGCACAUUAGAAGGAUUUAGAGAGUUGUUCCUCUUGGUUUUAUAGAGAAAACGGACAGAAUUUGGACAUCAACUCAAACUGGAGUGUGGAAAACAAAUGGACAAAGAUAACCACCAAGAAGCCAGUGUAUCAUCGUUACUUGCGUACUGAACCAUUGCAAGAUGAAAAUGGUAGUCUGUCUGCAGUCUACAAAGAAUGA
Messenger RNA from Porites lobata, 3100 nucleotides. Lineage: Eukaryota; Metazoa; Cnidaria; Anthozoa; Scleractinia; Poritidae. The record is from the annotation of a GenBank genome assembly.